AUCGCGGGCCCUGAGGCCGCCAUCUUAGAUGGAGGGAGUAAGACGAGAACGAGCGUGAGGCGGGAAGGCUUCCCUGAGGUUCGCCUUGGGGCCCGUAGCAGGCCAGUUGGCUGGGCUUUGGGUGUGUGUAUCCUGAGGCGCAGAGCGCGAGUGGGACGAUGCGGUGGCUGCUCGGGGCCCCGUCCCCGGGGCUGGGGACGCGUCGAAUGUGACCGCCUCCCGCUCCCUCACCCGCCUCGGGGAAGAGGAGCGGACUAGACGCCGCUGCGGAUCGACGCGACACAGGGUCGGCCUGGCUUCUUCAGGUUUAAUUAUCGUUUAAACUGCAUCAAUGGAGCACAUACAAGGGGCCUGGAAGACGAUCAGCAAUGGUUUUGGAUUCAAAGACACGGUGUUUGAUGGCUCCAGCUGCAUGUCCCCUACAAUAGUUCAGCAGUUUGGCUAUCAGCGUCGGGCAUCAGAUGAUGGCAAACUCACAGAUUCUUCUAAGACGAGUAACACUAUCCGAGUUUUCUUGCCAAACAAGCAAAGAACAGUGUAAAAAAGCACGAUUAGAUUGGAAUACUGAUGCUGCCUCUUUGAUUGGAGAAGAACUUCAAGUAGAUUUCUUGGAUCAUGUUCCCCUCACGACACACAACUUUGCUCGGAAGACGUUCCUGAAGCUUGCCUUUUGUGACAUCUGUCAGAAAUUUCUGCUAAAUGGGUUUCGAUGUCAGACUUGUGGCUACAAAUUUCAUGAGCACUGUAGCACCAAAGUACCUACUAUGUGUGUGGACUGGAGUAAUAUCAGACAACUCUUAUUGUUUCCAAAUUCCACUGUUGGUGAUAGUGGGGUCCCGGCACUGCCUUCUUUGACAAUGCGUCGGAUGCGAGAAUCUGUUUCCCGGAUGCCUGUUAGUUCUCAGCAUAGAUACUCCACACCCCAUGCCUUCACGUUCAACACUUCCAGUCCCUCCUCUGAGGGUUCGCUCUCCCAGAGGCAGAGGUCGACUUCCACACCUAAUGUCCACAUGGUCAGCACCACCCUGCCUGUGGACAGCAGGGUGAUAGAGGAUGCAAUUCGAAGUCACAGCGAAUCAGCCUCACCUUCAGCCCUGUCCAGCAGUCCCAACAAUCUGAGCCCAACAGGAUGGUCACAGUCCAAAACCCCUGUGCCGGCACAGAGAGAGCGGGCGCCAGGAUCCGGGACCCAAGAGAAAAACAAAAUUAGGCCUCGUGGACAGAGAGAUUCAAGCUAUUACUGGGAAAUAGAAGCCAGUGAAGUGAUGCUCUCCACUCGGAUCGGGUCAGGAUCGUUUGGGACUGUUUAUAAGGGCAAGUGGCAUGGAGAUGUUGCAGUAAAGAUCCUCAAGGUCGUUGAUCCAACACCUGAGCAGUUCCAGGCCUUUAGGAAUGAGGUGGCUGUCCUGCGCAAAACACGGCACGUGAAUAUCUUGCUCUUCAUGGGGUACAUGACAAAGGACAACCUGGCGAUUGUGACACAGUGGUGUGAAGGCAGCAGUCUCUACAAACACCUGCAUGUCCAGGAGACCAAGUUUCAGAUGUUCCAGUUGAUUGACAUUGCCCGGCAGACGGCUCAAGGAAUGGACUAUUUACAUGCCAAGAACAUCAUCCACAGAGACAUGAAAUCCAACAAUAUAUUUCUCCAUGAAGGCCUGACGGUAAAAAUUGGAGAUUUUGGUUUGGCAACAGUAAAGUCACGCUGGAGUGGUUCUCAGCAGGUUGAACAGCCUACCGGCUCUGUCCUGUGGAUGGCCCCAGAGGUGAUCCGGAUGCAGGACAAUAACCCAUUCAGCUUCCAGUCUGAUGUCUACUCCUAUGGCAUUGUAUUGUAUGAGCUGAUGACAGGGGAGCUUCCUUACUCACACAUCAAUAACCGGGAUCAGAUCAUCUUCAUGGUGGGCCGAGGGUAUGCCUCCCCAGAUCUUAGUAAACUGUACAAGAACUGUCCCAAAGCAAUGAAGAGGCUUGUAGCCGACUGUGUGAAGAAAGUUAAGGAAGAAAGGCCUCUUUUCCCCCAGAUCCUGUCUUCCAUUGAGCUGCUGCAGCACUCUCUGCCGAAAAUCAACCGGAGCGCUUCUGAGCCAUCCCUGCACCGGGCGGCCCACACCGAGCAUAUCAACGCCUGCACGUUGACCACAUCCCCUAGGCUGCCUGUCUUCUAGUUGAACUUCACACCUGCACUCAGGCCACCAGGGGAGGAAGGGAAGUCAGCAGGCACCACUUUUCUGCUCCCUUUCUAGGGAGACAGAACUUAUUUUCAGAGAAGCUGCUGCUAAGGACCUUCCAGACAUUCACAGGGCCUUAACUUCAUGUUGCCUUCUUUCUACCCUCUCUGGCCCU
Messenger RNA from Orycteropus afer afer, 2343 nucleotides. The record is from RefSeq and is a predicted model, not a curated record. NCBI's taxonomy places the organism in Eukaryota, Metazoa, Chordata, Mammalia, Tubulidentata, Orycteropodidae.